UAAGAUUUUUAUUUUUAUAUAAUUAAAUAAAACAAAAAGGAGUUAGUCAGUCCACUUUUCUCUGUUUCGAGUGUGUUAAAGACUUCUCAUAAAUAAUAAUUACUCCACUAGUUCAUGUCUUUCUUCCAUUACUGCUCCCCAUAACACGCCGCCGCCAACAUCAACACCGCCGUCGUUAACCUAGUCAACCACCGAUUUCCAAAUUAGAACUCAGAUUUUGAUCGAUCUCACAUGGGCGAACAAACCCUGACACCGCCUGAACCACAGGUUCAAUCUCAGCCCCCAAAUGACUCCUCCUCCACCCCAACCCAAUCCCAAGCCUUAGCUCAAACCCAAACUCAAAACGCGAAUAAUAAUACCUCCACCGGCGCUGUUUCUACCGUUAGCACUGUCACUUCCGCCGUUGUAGCUUCUCCAACGGAACUUACCAAUGCUCCUCCCCCGACCUCGUCCCCUCCUUCGAAGAUCCCUUUCCGCCCUAGAAAAAUCCGGAAACUUUCCCCUGACCCGAAAUCCGACCCUAAUGCCUCCCAACAAGCAACGACUUCCUCAGCGUCCGUAACGGAACCGCCUAAAACCGUCGCCAAAACUCCCAAAACAAAACUCACUCAACAUCGAGCCCUAGCGGUUGUGGCUCCACGAAUAAUGGCCCGGUCCCUCUCUUGCGAAGGCGAGGUCGAAGCCGCCAUCCGCCACCUCCGCAACGCCGAUCCCCUCCUCGCUUCAAUAAUCGAUCUCCAUCGACCUCCAACUUUCGACACUUUCCACACCCCUUUCCUCGCUCUUACUCGAAGCAUUCUCUACCAACAGCUCGCUUUCAAAGCUGGCACUUCCAUCUACGCUCGCUUCAUCGCUCUCUGCGGAGGCGAAAACGGUGUUGUUCCUGAAACUGUUCUUUCCUUAACCCCUCAACAGCUCCGACAAAUUGGUGUCUCGGGACGAAAAGCGAGUUACCUUCAUGAUCUUGCGAGAAAAUACCAGACUGGGAUAUUAUCUGACUCGGCGAUUGUUAAUAUGGAUGACAAAUCACUCUUUAGCAUGCUUACUAUGGUAAAUGGGAUCGGAUCUUGGUCGGUUCAUAUGUUUAUGAUUUUCUCGCUUCAUAGACCCGAUGUUUUGCCGAUUAAUGAUCUCGGGGUUCGAAAAGGGGUUCAAUUGCUUUACAAUUUGGAGGAGUUGCCAAGGCCUUCGCAGAUGGAUCAGUUGUGUGAGAAGUGGAGGCCGUACAGGUCAGUUGCUUCGUGGUAUCUUUGGAGGUUUGUGGAGUCCAAAGGGGCUCCUUCGAGUGCUGCCGCGGUUGCUGCUGGUUUUAGUCUUCCACCGCCGCAGCAAGAGGAGCAGCAACAACAUCAGCAGCAGCCCCAGCUUCUCGACCCCAUUAAUAGCAUUCUCAACCUUGGAAGACACAAUGGAGAAAAUGUAAACACGUGUGCCCCUGUAGUGGCGGCUUGGAUUGGGGUUUUCCAUGAAUUCCAAAAAUAUCCCAAGUUUAGAUUCAUCAAUGUCUUACGGGACUAAUCGUUUGAUUUUGGGAAAGGGAUAACAUGAAAUUCUUCUGCCAAGUAGUUCAUAUAUAUGGGGCCUGUGCUUGGGGGCAAUGAUUGCCAUUGGUAACAGAAUUGUUUGGCAUUUGUCACAAUUCAUUGAUCGCUUGAAGGAUAGGGGCUUCAAGGAAAAUGUUCGUGUGUAAUUAGUUGUUCUGAAAGCCAUUAACGUGAUAGGCCUUAAGAGUAAAGUCUUUCAACUUUGGUCUCGUAAAUCUGCUUCGAGAUUGAAUAAGCACAAUGCCCAGUUCUUUAGUCUCUGUGAAAGGACACCAGUUAUAGCUGUCAACUGUAUCGAAUAGGACAUUAGUAGGAGUUCAAUUCACCGCUGGAUGUGUCGUUGCGUCCCUUGAACUGUCUAAAUUCUGGCUGCGUGUUUGUAUAUUUUUGCAACUGAUGCACAUGUUUGAAGUCAAACCCUUUUUUGAUAAUCAAUUAAUGACCAUCUAUGGUAAAGCCCGACUUAAUUGAUAGCCAUAAUGGAAUAUUGGUUUCUGGUGUUGACACUGGAAAGUACAAAAUCUGGAUGAAGAAUCAUUAGCUGGAACGCAAAGAUUGAUGUAACAGGGACAACCAUAAGCACUUCCUCUUGGAAAUCCAUGUCUUGGUCAAUUUGACUAGGAAAUCCUGAACUGUUAGAUAAGGUUGCAGCAAACCCAUGGCUUGUAAUCGGAUGGUGGGUUAAGUGUGGUUGGUGCAUUAUUUUCAAUUGUUUGUAAGUGAGAAGUGAGCUCGAAUAUCAAGUCAUAUGGGCGAGGCGACAAGCUUUAGCCUUUAGGACCAAACCACUCUUCAAUUGGGCCAAAGAUGGAUGAAGAUGCUAUUCCAAGUGUAGAUGGUGCAUUAUUCUCAAUUAUGGUUAAGCAAGAAGUGAGCCCCAAGAUCGUGUCAUAUGGCCGAGGUGACCAGCUUUGGGUCCAAGCCAGUCUUCAUUUAGGCCAAAGAUGGAUUCAACUAAUCAGGAAGGCGUUCUACCCUCACUUUUACGGUAUGUUUGGAUUGAGAGAGAAGAAAAAAAAGAAA
Molecule: messenger RNA, 2567 nt
Organism: Durio zibethinus
Lineage: Eukaryota; Viridiplantae; Streptophyta; Magnoliopsida; Malvales; Malvaceae
Source: RefSeq, a predicted model, not a curated record